Molecule: messenger RNA, 4756 nt
Organism: Anopheles moucheti
Lineage: Eukaryota; Metazoa; Arthropoda; Insecta; Diptera; Culicidae
Gene: NAT1
Product: eukaryotic translation initiation factor 4 gamma 2
Exons: 5
Coding region: 541-4086 (1181 amino acids)
Cellular component (GO): eukaryotic translation initiation factor 4F complex
Molecular function (GO): protein binding; mRNA binding; translation initiation factor activity
Source: RefSeq, a predicted model, not a curated record
UUGCGCUGUCAAGCGCAUCUAUACGUGAGUAAAAUUCGGUCCCUAACGAAAACUUCACCGUCCCAUCACUACCACAACAAGCAAUACCACGAAGUAACGGGAUCGCAGCAUCCUCCGCAUAGCAACGGUAGUCAAUUUUCUUCUUCCAACAUUCCGGGAAAAAUUGAAAAAAUAGCGGUUCCGCCGUCGGUCGGGUUGCGGAGUGCAUAUCCUACUGCUGGUGCUUUGCCAACCUUCAAGACGGAAGACCCGAGGCAAACGGGGACAGAGUCUCGCGCCACGGGGAGGGAAAAUCCAGUCCCCCCCGCUAGCCGACGCUGGGUCCCUCCAUCCCUGAGACCGCAACAUGGACUCACCGAAGAAGUCAGAAUUGAUUCGAUUUUUCGAAAAGUUCGUGGUAUUCUAAACAAACUUACCCCAGAGAAAUUCCAGCCGCUUAGUGAUGAACUGCUUAAACUAGAUCUGAACUCGUCGAAAAUUUUGAACGGUGUUAUUCUGCUGAUCUUCGACAAGGCUUUAGAUGAACCGAAGUACUCGUCUAUGUACGCACAGCUGUGCAAGCGUAUACAAAAAGAGCUAGAAACCGAUAUCGACAAGAGCAAAUCCAGCGCCUUCCUGCAAAUUCUGCUGAACGUUUGUCGCGAUAAGUUCGAGAACCGCGUACAGUACAGUGAGAAGAUCAUCAACUCGGAAAGUACACUAACGGAUGAUUUGGAGGAGAAGAAAAAUGUCGCUAAACAAAAGAUACUGGGCAAUGUCAAGUUUAUUGGUGAGCUGUACAAGCUUGGCAUGCUGGUCGAGGCACACCUGCACCAGAUGCUUCGCUCGCUGUUUACCAACAAGUCCAGCUCAUCGACGGAGAAGAACUGCGAGGACAUGGAAUGUUUGGCCCAGCUCAUUCGGACAUGCGGAAAGAAUCUGGAUACAGAGUUGGGAAAACAGCUGAUGGAUCAGUACUUCGAACGGAUGGAAAAGUAUUCGCAAUCGCAAUCGAUGUUUCCACCGCGCAUCCGGUUCAUAUUGCGCGAUCUGAUUGAAUUGCGCAAAAACAAUUGGACACCGCGGAAGGUGGCUUUGGUCGAGGGCCCUGCCCCGAUUCAGGAACUCAAUCAUGACGAUGAUGUGCUUCCGCCCGGGCUAAAUCACUUGCGAAAUCGGGACCGCGACUAUCGCAACAACGAUCGCAGUGAGCAACGCGAUUGGAUAGGCAAAUUUUCGUUUAAUUUGCACAAUCUGAACGAUGGUUUCAAUUUGUUAAGCGUAUCCAGUCCAUCUCCGUUGCUUCCGUCAAGCUAUAAUCAAUCGUCGAACGGUUAUGGAAACCGCGACCACCGCGAUAAUGGUGGUGGUGGUGGAGGCGGCGGCAACUAUCGCAUGCAUAAUAACCGCAACAACCAGAAUAAUUACGGCAACAACAAUAUGCGCUACAACAAACACAACAACCAUCAUCAUCAGGGCGGCGGUGGCGGUGGAGGAGGGGGUGGUAUGAGAGAUGGCGGUGGCAAUGGCUCUCAUCCAUCGGCGUAUGGCGGAAAUUCGGGCAUGAUGAUUAACAAAGACCUGGCGCCUCGUUUCAAACGCAAUUUGAUGACCCCGCCUCAAAAUCCUGUCGAGGAGCUGCAGAUGCGUCCGACUCCUAACAGUCUGUUAUUUAAAGCGAAUAUGAACAUCAAACCCCAGAUGCCGAUUUCGUCUACGAUCGGUGGAGGAAACAGUAGCAAUGCCAAGCCCAACUUCAACGGACCACCACUGAAUGAGUUCCCUUCACCGUUAACAACUCGUACGCUCCUUAGUGAGCAGCGCAAUGCUGGACAAAUCAACAGUAGUGCCUUUUCGGGAGGCAGUAACAGUAUGGGCGGUAGUGGAAACUUUGGGGCAUCCAGUACUUCAACGUCAUCCUCCGCCAUCUCCUCCGUUACCUCACGCGGAGGAAUGCAAAGCGAUAAUGGGGUAAACAUGGCUGCGAGCAGAAAUUCGGGAGGGUCGCAACAAUCCUCUAAUCAGAACGCUGCACCGAACGUGAUGAAUCAUCGGCAUCAGCAGCACAUGUCGCAAGGAAUGAAUCCACGACCUAUGGGUGCCAACGAAGGAGGCACUAUGCACCUGAAUAAACUUCAUUCGGACAUGAAUCAGCAUCACCAUCAUCACUACCAACAAAACCAACAAGGCGGCAAUCAUGCGCCAGUUACUGAUCAUCAUCAUCAUGGUGGUCGCGACAUGAACGGCGACAACAACAGGAUGAAUAAUAGCCAUCACGAAACACCGCAUCGUCAGCAAAAUGAACCAUCAAAUUCAGGACUACAGAAUACGGGGGGCAGUAUCGGCACCACCAAUAACACAUCGCUUUUAAACGGCAACAAAAUAAUCCCGAAAGAACAGCCGGGUGUCGUCAAGCAAGUUUCUGCAGAUAAACCCGAAAAGAAAAAGAAAGAAAAAGGAUUGAGUAAGGAGGAUCAUCUGAAGCGUAUCGCCACUUUCGUCAGUGACGUUAUGCUGGAUAACAUCAAGCAGCAAAUAGAGGAAGAAGAACAAAAAGUUAGCGAAAUGGACAAUGAUGAAAAGUACGUAAAGGAACCCAAUAGCGCGACCGUGACUGAGGUGGUUGUCGAAGUUGUUGAUAAGGAUGACGAAACAUUGAAACCCACCUUAUCGACUACGCCAGUAACGGAUGAACUGUGUAAAACCGAGACAACAACUACUGCCGACGUGAAAACAUCGCUGAUUGAAAAUGUAGAACUUAUCGAGCAGAAGUUGACGGAACAAGACGAUCUUGUGGAGAAGGAAAAGAAACUAGAGGAAGAUGAAAAUCAAGCCGUCGUCGAUCUUCUUCCAGGAGAUGAAAAGUUGGACGUUGGUUCGGAAACGCAAAAAGAAGAGAAUGAUACGACAAUGUUCGAAACCCAGCAAGAACAAGAGCAGCAGGAGCCUAAAACAAUGGAGAUCGGUGACUCCUUUGACGAAGUGAAAGCCGAGGAAGAACCAAAAGAUUGUGCUUUGCCAGUCCCUGCUAAUCCCGAGUUGACGGAUCUGUCGGUUGAUGAAAAGCAUAUAUUGAAAAAGUCUUCACUGAUGGAUGAACUAGUUAACGCAUUCUGCGAUCUGAAGAUUCCAGAAAAGUUUAUGCGUGAAGCUAUGAUUGCAAUUUUAACUCAAGUGCUGGAUCGUAACGAUGCGUACCACGUAAAGUCGAUUGAAUUUUUGCAAAUUCUUAACAAAGAAGCGAAACUCUCGCACAGUGCUGCACUAGAAUCAUUUAAAUCGAUUGUAAACGGAAUGAACGAGAAGGAGAAAACCAUUCCAAAAAUUACGACCAUUAUUGCGUCGCUGCUGGCAAGAGCCGUCGCUUCCAAUCUGUGCAAUCUGUCGGAUAUUGCAAGCUUCACCGAAAACGGGCAGCAUUAUCCACUGUUUCUGCUCGUGUUGCAGCAUUUGCACAAGCAGCUGGGUAAGCAACCGCUGCAAGAGCUGUUCAAUAAGAGCAAAGUCAACUUAAUGACCAGCCUGCCGGAAUGUGAUCGUACCAAGGAUCGUAUGGCUGAAAUUUUGGAAGAUCGCAACCUGAACUUCCUGUACCCAUUGCUACGCGUGCAGGCCGAGCUAUGGAAGCAGAUCCAGUCGGAUGCCAAUCCUCAACAGUUCUACAAAUGGAUUAAGGAGAAUGUCGAACCAUCGUGCUACGCGGAACAGGGCUUCAUUGUGGCUAUUAUGACGGUUUUGCUUAAAUACAUUCACCAGGAAUCGGAAAAUUUGAAGGAAGAUAAGAAGCGCAUCGAAAAAGAAAAGGAAAUUUUAGCCAAAUAUUGUCCAGUGUUGAACGCUUUCCUGAACGGCAAUAACGACUUGCAGUUGACCGCUGUGUAUGCAAUCCAAGUUUUCUGGUACAACAUUGGCUAUCCGAAAGGUGUUCUGCUACGAUGGUUCCAAGAGAUUUACGAAUUAAGCGUCAUCGAAGAUGAUGCAUUCCUGCGGUACAAGGAAGACGUCACCGAUAUUUAUCCAGGCAAGGGCAAGGCACUGUUUCAGGUUAAUCAGUGGCUGACAUGGUUGGAAGAAGCGGAAGACGAGGAUGAUGAUGAAGAAGAUUAAAAUCUCCCCGCAGAGAAUUUUUUUUUACAAAACAACUAACACAAACCCCCUCACUUUUAAAUUCGGGCCUGAAUAUUCUGUAGCCUACUGCUGUGGCUCUUUGCGUUAUGAAAUGAUGUACUUUUGUGUUUUAGAAACUUUUGCGCAAUAUUACCCAUGUGUUGAUAAAUUAUUGAUGAAUGUUAGUAAUGUGAGGGGGAUGUUUAAUGGUAGGGUUUUCUCUAUUAUGCUUUUUAAAAAUCCGAUCGAACAGUUUCAUUGCGGUGAGAAAAGCAUAUUGAUUUGAUUAACGAUGAUGAGAGAAUGCGGUGGCGUGCCGUUUCGCUCAACUGAUUUUUUGUUUUUUUAUAGCAUUAUAUUAUGAUCAAUUCGCUCUCUUGCCGCCCAAGAUGCGAUUGAAUGAUAGAAUAUUGAUUUAUCAGUAUGCAAAAUAUUGCAAUAUUUGGUUGCGCCCCUCAUACUACACACUGAUUAGACAAUUGUAUUGUAGAGAACUGUAACCUAAUAUAAUUAUUUCACCCUUUACUUAUUUACUCCCUUGCAAAAAUCAUACGUGUGCAGAACGUUAAUGCCCACUGUGUAGUAAAUCCGCGCUGAUAAUAAUAUUAUUAUUCCACAACAAAAACUUAAAUAUUCGAACAAUUAACUCUUAUCAUCGUUAUGUUUUUUU